GUCAAAUAGGUUAGAAAAUGGAUAAGACUUGACUGAGUCAUAACAAAUUCUCAGCUGAUCAAUCAAGUUUUUUUGGUUUUUAAUUAUUAUCAAAAAUAAAAGUACCCAAAAAAAGGGGCUGUAAAUUUUAAUAUCGCGGGAGAAAAGCAAAAAGUGUUUGACACAACGGGGGCCGAACAAUCAGCAAUGUCCGUCUCUCAGAUGGAAAAAAAUCUUUUUAAUCUUAAAUUCGCCGUUAAGGAAUUGGAGAGAAAUUCAAAAAAAUGCGAAAAAGAAGAAAAAAUUGAGAAGGGCAAAAUAAAAAAAGCCAUUCAAAAGGGUAAUAUGGAGGGUGCAAGAAUACACGCAGAAAAUGCGAUAAGACAAAAAAAUCAGGCAUUAAAUUAUUUACGAAUGAGCGCAAGAGUUGAUGCUGUUGCAAGUCGUGUACAAACAGCAUUGACAACACGUAAAGUGACACAAUCAAUGGCCGGUGUUGUUAAGGCAAUGGACGCUGCAAUGAAAUCAAUGAAUUUGGAAAAAAUUUCUGGACUCAUGGAUAAAUUUGAAAGUCAAUUUGAAGAUUUAGAUGUACAAAGUUCAUAUAUGGAGAAUGCAAUGUCACAAACAACAACGACAAAUGUACCACAAAAUGAUGUUGAUUCAUUAAUGCAACAAGUUGCCGAUGAGGCUGGAUUGGAACUAAAUAUGGAACUUCCAUCUGAAAAUUUGAGUAGUAUAGGAUCGACGACAACUUUAUCGCAAGAACAAGACGAGUUAACUCAACGAUUGGCUCGUCUUCGGGAAUAGUGAAUUUAAAAAAUAAAAUUACGCCCUUAUUCCCAUUUUUCUAAGUGUAUAUUAAAAAUAAAUUUUAGUUUGUUAAUGAUUUUAUUCUUGAACUGAAAGCACUUUUAGGCUCACGCACGCUUCGAAAAUGAAAUCGCCGAUUUUUGUUCGUGAGAGAAAUAUUUUUUUUAUAUAAUAAUAAUAAUAAUAAUAAUGAUAAUAAAUAUAUAUAUAUUAAAAGUU
Messenger RNA from Leptopilina boulardi, 1011 nucleotides. It is a transcript of the gene Chmp1, whose product is annotated as charged multivesicular body protein 1b. Gene Ontology annotation, biological process: late endosome to vacuole transport; protein transport; endosome transport via multivesicular body sorting pathway. The transcript is spliced from 4 exons. Gene Ontology annotation, cellular component: ESCRT III complex; multivesicular body. NCBI's taxonomy places the organism in Eukaryota, Metazoa, Arthropoda, Insecta, Hymenoptera, Figitidae. Bases 187 to 789 code for a protein of 200 amino acids. The record is from RefSeq and is a predicted model, not a curated record.